This is a messenger RNA of Rhodamnia argentea, 1716 nucleotides long. RefSeq names its product eukaryotic translation initiation factor 4B3. Gene Ontology annotation, molecular function: translation initiation factor activity; mRNA binding. The record is from RefSeq and is a predicted model, not a curated record. The coding region runs from base 122 to 1387 and encodes 421 amino acids. The transcript has 2 exons. NCBI's taxonomy places the organism in Eukaryota, Viridiplantae, Streptophyta, Magnoliopsida, Myrtales, Myrtaceae.
CAAACUUCUGUUACAUAAACGAGAGAAACCUCCGUCUAGAGAGAGAAACAGAGCGCGCAGAAGAGAGAGAGAGAGAGAGAGAGAGAGAGAGAGAGAGAGAGCUCCACCUCGCACGACAACGAUGGCGGCAAUCGUCUCCCCCUGGGCCACCAAACCUGGUGCGUGGUCCCUCGACUCCGAGGAGAACGAGGAUGAGCUCCUCCAGCAGCAGAAAUCGGACGCCGCCAGUGGCGGCUCCGCGGCGGCGGCGCCGCUCGCCGACUUCCCCUCCCUCGCCGCCGCCGCGGCCACCAAGCCAAAGAAGAAGAAGGGCCAGACCAUCUCGUUGGCCGAGUUCUCCACCUACAAAGCGGCUGCUCCCAAAUUCGAACCGUCCAAAGGCCUCACGCGCGAGGAUCUCCUGGCGCUGCCCACUGGCCCGCGCGAGCGAUCCGCGGAGGAGCUGGACCGGAGCCGGCUUGGCGGGGGCUUUAAGUCGUACGGCUCCGGGCGCUAUGGGUCGAACGAUUCGGGGGAGGACUCGCAGAACUCGCGGUGGGGCUCGUCUAGGGUUUCGGACGAUUCGUGGAGGCAAGGAGGGUUCAAUAGGGAAGCGAGCAAGGAAAUCUUGCCCUCGCGGGCUGAUGAGACUGAUGAUUGGUCUGCUACGAAGAAAUCAGCGGUGGGAAAUGGUUUCGAGAGGAGAGAGAGGGGCGGAUUCUUCGGUUCGCAGUCCAAAGCUGAUGAGUCGGAUAGCUGGGUGUCGAAUAAGAGUUCUGAGCAGCGGCCGUUCAGUGGCGAAGUGGGCAGAGAGAGGAGAGGGUUUAACAGAGGGGGUUUUGAGAGUUCUAACGGUGGUGGCGCAGAUGCUGAUAGAUGGGGCAGAAGGAAGGAAGAUGAAGGUAGUUUCGGCAGCGGCACAGAUGCUGAUAAAUGGGGCAAGAGGAGGGAAGAAGAGGGUAGUUUUGGCAGCGGCGCAGAUGCUGAUAAAUGGAGCAAGAGGAAGGAAGACGAAGGUAGUUUUGGGAGUUCACGGCCCAGGCUUGUUUUGCAGCCCAGGAAGUUGGCUGUUGGUGAUGGGGCAGGGUCAGGUUCAGGCGUGGUGGCAAAGCCGAAAGCAUCGAGCCCCUUUGGAGAGGCAAGGCCGCGAGAGGAGGUGUUGAAGGAAAAGGGGCAGGAUUGGAAGGAGAUUGAUGAGAAGUUGGAUACAAUGAAGAUUAAGGAAGUGGAGACAGGAGAUAAGGGAGAAGGGUCUUUUGGGAGGAGGAGCUUUGGGAGUGGAAGUGGAAAGGUCAAUUUACAGGAGGACAGGACCGAGAGGACUUGGAGGAAGAAUGAUUCCAAUGAGGUCACAGUGGUACCUUCCCCAAGUGUCGAGGAGGAUGACAGUGGAGUUGAAGGAAACUAAACUGGCAGAGAAGUUUCGUGUCACGACAGUUUGAGAGGAAGAGGACUCGCUUUAUAGCGGAUUGGCAGUUUUGAUCUGGUUGAAUUAAGCUUUAUUUAUUGCAUCUCGUGUUUGGUUGUGAUUUUUCAUGUCCAUCAAUUAUGUGGAGAAUUUUUUUGGUCGGGUUUCGCUUGUUACUACGCAUGUUUGGUGGCGGCGGAUUUGUGAUUAAGGACCGCAUAGUUAGUUUUUUGUUUGUGGCUGCUAUGUACACUGUGACGAAGGUGACGGGAAAGACUAUAACUUAAGAUGGUGACUAAAUAAAUGGUCGGCAUGUCUUUUGGUGCUGU